UUCGACAAUACCGGAAGGGCGGUGCAGGCGAGAAGCAGUCCUGCAUUCUGAUUGGCUGAGGGGACCUUGGCCGUUGGGUCGCCAGAAGGCUGUGGGCGACUCGUUAAGUUAAGGCGGGAACUCGCUUUUCCUCAGACUAGAGGCGAGGACGGACCUCGGAGUGUGAUGGAAAAUUCUGGAAAGAAGCUAAGGGGGCCGGUUUCCGGGCCCAGUGAACAGUCCUGGUGGCCCAAAAAGCUUCUGAAUAUGGACGGACCUGCGUGGCCUAGAUUCACUUCCCUCAGCGACUUUCAGUUUGGGGCCGUAGCCACAGAGACGAUCGAAGACGCCCUGCUUCACCUGGCCCAGCAGAACAAGCGUGCUGUGCAGGAGGCCGCGGGCCGGAUGGGCAGCUUCAGGGAGACCCGGAUCGUGGAGUUUGUUUUCCUGCUGGCUGAACAAUGGUGUCUGGAGAAAUCUGUGAGCUACCAGGCGGUAGAAAUUCUAGAAAGGUUUAUGGUUCAGCAGGCUGAGAACAUCUGCAGGCAAGCCACUGAGCAGCUGGGCAGUAAUGGGAAGACGAGGUCUCCGAACUGGAGAGUUCUCAAGGAGCAGCUCUUCAACAAGUUUCUCCUCCGACUCGUAUCGUGUGUUCAGCUGGCCAGCAAACUUUCCUUCCACUACAAAAUAAUCAGCAACAUCACAGUCCUGAACUUCCUGCAGGCUCUGGGCUAUCUGUACACCAAAGAAGAACUGCUGGAGUCAGAGCUUGAUGUCCUGAAGUCUCUGGACUUCCAGAUCAAUCUGCCCACACCCUUGGCCUAUGUGGAGAUGCUUCUGGAGGUUCUAGGCUACAAUGGCUGUCUGGUCCCAGCCGCACAGCUGCAUCCUACCUGCUUGACCCUGCUCGACCUCGUCUAUCUCCUGCAUGAACCUAUAUAUGACAGCCUGCUGAGGGCUUCCAUUGAAAACUCCACGCCUAGUCAGCUCCAAGGGGAAAAGUUUAUUUCCGUGAAGGAAGACUUCAUGCUGUUGGCAGUAGGAAUCAUUGCAGCAAGUGCAUUCAUCCAAACCCCUGAGUGUUGGAGCGAGGUCGUGGCACAUCUGCAGAGCAUCACUGGCAUCGCACUGGAGAGCAUCUCCGAGUUCUCUUAUGCAAUCCUGACUCACAGCGUGGGAGCCAGCACUCCCAGGCAGCAGCAGCCGGCUCCUCCCCAGCUGCCGGCCAGAGUGCUGAGGGCGGUCGCUGUCUCCAACACAUGAAGCAGGCUGAGCCCACCGAGCAGCAACAGC
Molecule: messenger RNA, 1272 nt
Organism: Ochotona princeps (American pika)
Lineage: Eukaryota; Metazoa; Chordata; Mammalia; Lagomorpha; Ochotonidae
Gene: CNTD1
Product: cyclin N-terminal domain containing 1
Exons: 7
Coding region: 166-1242 (358 amino acids)
Biological process (GO): reciprocal meiotic recombination
Cellular component (GO): site of double-strand break
Source: RefSeq, a predicted model, not a curated record